This is a messenger RNA of Mesocestoides corti, 822 nucleotides long. Lineage: Eukaryota; Metazoa; Platyhelminthes; Cestoda; Cyclophyllidea; Mesocestoididae. The record is from the annotation of a GenBank genome assembly.
AUGUCCAAACGGUUGUUCACGCAGGCGGCAAGAUUUAUUUUUGGUGGAGCAGUUUUAACGGCGACUGUCGCUGGUUGCCAUGCCAGGGCCGACUCCACGUCCUUCCUCCGCCGUGUUCUCGCGGAUUCGCCGACUUUAAAGGAGGCUUUCAAGUCGCCAAUCACCCCCUGGAACUCCAACUGGGAUAACAGGGGGAACCACGUCAGUGGCAAUGGCGAUUCUAGUGUAAAGUCCAAAGCCAAUCGUCACAUUAUUCUCGUUCGCCACGGGCAAUAUCACUACUGCGAAGACGACUCCGACUGUCACCUCACUGAACUCGGACGACAACAAACUGAUCUGACAGGCCAGCGCCUCAAACAACUAAACUUCCCCUACACUCGAAUCUUCUACUCAACAAUGACUCGUGCUGUUGAGUCGACUAACGAGAUUAUCAAGUACCUGCCAGGAGUUCCUGCCACGCCUUGCGACUUUAUUCGUGAGGGCGCUCCUUUUCCACCCGAACCGAGUGUUGCUAAUUGGCCACCAGAUGGAGACGAGGCGUUCAAGAAAGACGGACCCCGAAUUGAGUCAGCGUUUAUGCAUUAUAUUCACCGUGCGGAUCCCUCCCAAACCGAGGACUCCUAUGAGAUCUUGGUUUGCCACGCAAACGUGAUUCGCUAUUUCGUGUGUCGGGCACUCCAACUGCCUCCAGAGGCGUGGAUCCGCAUAUCACUGGACCACGGAAGUCUCACCUGGCUCACCAUUCGGCCGUCAGGCACUGUGUCCCUCCGGUGGCUUGGCAAUUCUGGCUACAUGCCACCUGAUAAACUAAGUCUCGCUUAA